GUUAUAAAAAUGGUGCAUAGUGAUUUCAAAUAUUUCAGUACGUCUGUCUAACCAAAAUUUGCAGGAUAGAAUAACAUAACUCCAGAGCACUCAGGAGUGUAGCCCAGAGCGCUCGGGAGUGUUAUCAUCGACAAAUCUCCAUUUUUAUGCAUCAUUCCAUGUCUUGCAUCACUUCAUCAAUGUACAUUAUACACCAACACAGGCAUACACUGCCUUACUUGAUAUAUUUGUGGAUAUGUGCUAAAUGUUUAAUGGAAUAAAAUAUUUUUGAAAAAUCCCGCAAAUGUUUAGUAGAGACCGAUUUUAAAUCGGGCGAGGGAGUGCCGUAAGACCCUUCCUCCCUCGUAACAUGGCUUCGGAACCCUUAAAUGAAUCUCUGAUUUUCAAUUCAAAAAUCAUUUUAAAUCAAAAUGGUUUCUUUGGUGGCGAACCAUAAAUCUGGGUGGCGACUCCUUAAUUUUUUCAAAUCAAAACUCUAUUUUUCGGGCCGCCCCGAUCCACUCGGGGCUGUGGUAGCUUACAGUUUUCUUUCUGCCUUUAUCACUUGCCUGGAAGUUCCCAAGCUGGAGAGAGAGAGAGAGAGAGAGAGAGAGAGCCGUUUCUCACUCCAAUUCCGAAAGACCAUUUUCCCCAUUAUUUAUGCACGAGAUCCAACAAUCUUCACUUCCUUCUACUUCUCUCAUCUCUGUCGGAACUCUUGAAUUGGUUCUACAAACAUUGGGAACAAACUCACUAAUCUUUUGUGGGAGAACUCCCGAAUCUUUUGAUGAUGAUAGAUAUAUAGGAGGCGGAACACUUGAAUUGGUUCUACAAACAUUGCCAACGAACUCCCUAAUCUUUUGUGGGGAUCUAUAAAAGAAAAAAACUUUGUGUUGUGUGCAUAAAUAUGGAUGCCUCGUGGGUAGAAGGAUGUUCUUCCUCUUCCAUACCCAUCCCACCACAAUGGGUAUACGACGUCUUCGUGAGUUUCAGAGGCGCCGAUACACGUAAAAACUUUACCAGCCAUCUGUUUGCUGCUUUAGAGGACAAUGGUUUUCACACAUUCAGGGACAACAAAGAGCUCGAAAGAGGAGAAUUUAUUAACGAUGGACUACUAAAAGCAGUUAAGGGUUCCAGAAUUUCUUUAAUAGUGUUCUCAAAAGACUAUGCUCGGUCAAGGUGGUGCCUUGAUGAACUUGUGAGGAUCAUGGAUUGCAGGGAGAAUUUGAAACAGAUUGUUGUGCCCAUCUUUUAUCAUGUUGUUCCAUCCGACGUGCGGAAGCAGACGGGGUUUCUUCAAGAUGCAUUUGCCAAGCAUAAAAAACAUCUUAGAGAGGAAUCAGAUGGCAAGGUGGAAAAGUGGAGGGCAGCUCUUACUAAAGCUGCCAAUUUGUCAGGUCGGCACUUGCUGAAUGACGGAGAUGAAGCAGAGUUAAUUAAGAUGAUCAUUAAAGAUGUUAGAGAAAAAGUAAAUCCAACACAUCUAAAUGUUCCAGAUCACCUAGUUGGACUAGACCGUCGUGUUGCAGAGCUCAAUAUGUUGCUGAACAUGGAAUUCAAUUGUGUUGGCAUUGUUGCCAUAUGGGGUAUGGGUGGAAUUGGCAAGACUACAAUUGCAAAAAGGCUGUAUAAUCUCAUCCAACACAAGUUUGAACGUAGCGGUUUUCUUGCAAAUGUCAGAGAAACUUCGCAGCGACCGAAUGGUUUGGAUGAGUUACAAAACAAACUUCUUUUGGCUAUAUUAAAAAGAACUCAUGAAGUAAGUAAUUUUCAUGAAGGCAUCGGGGUUAUAAAGAAAGCUUUUGGUCGAAAAAAGGUUCUUCUUGUUCUGGAUGAUGUGGAUAAUGUUCAACAAUUGGAGGCACUAGCUAUAUAUCGAGAUUCCUUCGCUCUUGGAAGCAGAAUCAUCAUAACAACAAGAGAUAAGUCUUCGCUAAAAAUCCUCGAAUUGGGUGAGAAUGAGAUAUAUGGGCCAAAGAAAUUUGACGAGGACGAAUCCCUUGAGCUCUUCUGUUGGCAUGCCUUUAAGGAAGACCAUCCUCCAAAAGACCAUUUGGACCUUUCACAACAAAUUGGGCAUUAUGCUGGAGGCCUUCCAUUAGCUCUUGAACUUUUGGGUUCCUAUUUCCGUGGCAAGAGCAUACCUCAAUGGGAAAGUGCAAUAGCAAAAUUAAGAAAAGUUCCAGAUGAUGAUGUUCAAGGAAAACUUAACAUAAGUCUUAAGAUCAGUUUUGAUUCGCUAAGCGAGCAACAGAAGAAGUUGUUCCAAGAUUUUUGUUGGGAUGCGUCGAGAUUUUAUAGUAAAAAUAUUGGAAGGUUGCAACAUUUCAGGAAAAGAUGGGAUUCGGAAACUAGUCGAUCAGUGUCUCAUAAACUACAACAAUCAUGACCAAAUUGUGAUGCAUGAUAUGAUUAGAGACAUGGGUAGAGAAAUUGUCAGGCAAGAAUCUCUUGAGGAUCCUGGGAAGCGUAGCCGAUUGUGGUAUCCUGACGAUGUCCUUGAAGUUCUGAGAGAUGGCACGGUGAGAGCCAUAUGCAUGCGCAUUGAGAUUUUAAUCAAUUGUUGAUGAUUCAUUAUUGCAAUAAUGCUACAUGCACUUUGCCCAUUCUAAUUCUAAUUUAUUUGACAUAAA
Molecule: messenger RNA, 2612 nt
Organism: Rhododendron vialii
Lineage: Eukaryota; Viridiplantae; Streptophyta; Magnoliopsida; Ericales; Ericaceae
Product: disease resistance protein RPV1-like
Exons: 4
Coding region: 887-2368 (493 amino acids)
Biological process (GO): signal transduction; defense response
Molecular function (GO): ADP binding
Source: RefSeq, a predicted model, not a curated record